AUGCCAUGCCUUACGUUACAAUUGAGUGACGGACAUGAAGAGAACCCGCCGCUCCUCGAUGUCUUCCUUCGAGUCCGAACAGUCGCUGAGCGCUGCAUCGACGUCGGCGCCGAUCGCUGGAGCGAGGCGCAAUUCGAGAGGAUCGCUGUCGAACGCGUCAACGAGUUCACAGACAGAUUCAACGGUCGAAGCCAUUGCCAUGAACGCACUAUCGAAGAGUUGAUUGGCAAACCCAGGUCCAUCGCCAUUCAUCCUGCAGCUUCCCCCAAAACGACACAGGGGUCUCCCAAGUCCACACAGCAGCUAGUACGACGAUCCGCCGCGCGAGCAUCAUCCAUAGACCCAUGUCCGUCGCUAGAGAGCGACCACAGCAGCGUCGACAAUGGUCCCACCACACAACCCCAGAACAUGUCUAGUGUCAAUUCUGAGGCUCAAGUUCCCCAACCAGCCGCUGCGGACCCUCCCAUCUUCUCCGUAAUCCGACAAGUCUUAGCGCAUGAUUCGUUAUACGCAGAGGAUGUUAUCACAGGUAUUCGGAACCUGCCAGCCAAUCGCCGCAGCAUUCUUAUUCUGCACGAGGACGAAUGCAUCGAUGGUCCAUCCAGCAGACCACAAAAGGCUUCAAAUAAACCAUCGAAAAAGCGUCAGAGGUCAAAAGAAAAUUCGACUGCCGGUGGCGGUACCGGAGGUAAUCAGCAAGGGAACGAGGAGGGUGCUGGAGGCGCCGGACAAGACGGCGCUGAUGAAACAGGCGAUGGUGAGAGUAACGGAAACUCUCCGCCCAAAAAGAAGCGCAACAAGGAACGCAACCAGGACAAGAUUCGUCGCUGGAUUUGCCCGUAUCGUCUUGCAUACCCUGAGAUCCACGAUAAUCGCGAUUUCAGCUACUGCUCUGCGAACAUGACUGCGGUGCACAAAUGGAGAAACCAUCUCUUCGACCAUCAUUCCCAAGAAGCGAAAAGCAAAGACACCGACGGGGAAGCACAUGCACGCUUCUAUAUGAGCAACGGCCAGAAGGAUAAUGUUCAAGAAACAGUCGCGAAGUAUGGGGAGCAUCGUCCUCGACCCCCACCCGAGUGGCUCGCCUACUGCAAGAAGCUCUUCAUCGACGUUUGGUUGAUCCUCUUUCCUAAAGACCAAUUCCCUCACUUCAACGAGCCUCUAUCUCCUUUUUAUGCAGACGAUGACGAAAUCCCCGACCUUUGCCAGUACCUCGUUCAAAAGGUUGGAAUACUGAUUGAACCCCUUCUCCAAGCAAGGGCAGAGCAAGCUGUCAGAGACAAAGCCAUCGCAUCAACAACGGACUUCGUUCUUAGUGCAGAAGGGAUGAAGGCCGUGAUGUCAGAGACUAUUGCUAUUGCCCUUCGCAGCUCACCAGCCGCUACAGGUGCUACUCAAUGGGCAGUUCGAGCCACUUCGGAAAUGCUGCAGAAUGCUGCGGGCCAAAUCCGAGACGAAAACCGAGGCGAAAGUCAAGGCGAAGGUCGAGGCAAAGGUCGAGGCGACGGCGACGGCGACGGCGAGGGGGAGGGCGACGGCGAAGACGAAGACGAAGACGAGUCUGAUAACCACGGGUCCUCAACACCAUCAGAUUCGGCCACUGCUCCUAGGACUCCAGGACCAACAGAGGAUACAGUCCCAAAGGAAGCGACGCCUCAGCCAACAAUUCAUGUACGGUUGUUUCCUGAGGGUACCCGAGUCACUAUCGACUUGGUACCUGACACGCCACUGGAUUCUGAAACGCGAUCCAUACAGCUCAGUCAUCCCUCGAUUGUCUACGUGGCGAAGAUGUCCCAGUCACGAAUACCUUCCGCAUCUGCACCUGCACCUGUCCCGUCAACGCCUCCAGUGAUGGAUGAUUUCGGCGCGGAGCUCAUGAAUCCUAUGGAUUGGUUCAUUACUUAA
Fusarium pseudograminearum CS3096 is the source of this 1905-nucleotide messenger RNA. RefSeq lists its product as uncharacterized. The transcript is spliced from 5 exons. The coding region runs from base 1 to 1905 and encodes 634 amino acids. Lineage: Eukaryota; Fungi; Ascomycota; Sordariomycetes; Hypocreales; Nectriaceae. The record is from RefSeq and is a predicted model, not a curated record.